Molecule: messenger RNA, 1382 nt
Organism: Python bivittatus (Burmese python)
Lineage: Eukaryota; Metazoa; Chordata; Lepidosauria; Squamata; Pythonidae
Source: RefSeq, a predicted model, not a curated record
GUAUUAUAUUUUCAAAUGGUCAUGUUUGGAAGCAGCAGAGACACAUUGGCGUCGGUUCUUUACGAAAACUGGGAAUGGGAAAGAAAAGCAUUGAGCACCAGAUACAAGAAGGAUCCCGCUUGCUUGUAGAGGUCUUUGCACGUACAAAAGGGCAGCCUUUUGAUCCUUUCAUUCCAUUAACUAAUGCAGUCACUAAUGUGAUAUGUGCUUUGACUUUUGGACAUCAGUUUGCUCUUGAAGAUGAAAACUUCCUGAAAUUAAUUGAAGCAAUUAAUUACAUGGUAAAAUUCUCAGCCAGCUUUUUUCAUUUGUUAUAUGAGUUGUUCCCGGGGUUGAUGAAAAAGCUCCCGGGGUCUCACAAGAAGACACUAUACUAUUCAGAAUUUGUCAUUUCAUUUGCAAAGCAACAAAUGGAGAAGCACAAGAAUUAUCACGCCCUGCAUGAACCACAGGAUUUCAUUGAUUACUAUCUAUUUCAAAUAGAAAAAAGCAAGCAUGACUCCAAUACUACCUAUAAUGAAGAGAACUUGGCUCAAUGCGUUCAUGACCUUUUUCUUGCUGGAACAGAAACAACCUCUGUUACCAUGAUGUGGAUACUGCUCAUCCUGGCAAAUCAUCCCAAUAUCCAAGAAAAGGUCUGUAAGGAGAUUGAAGAUGUCUUUGGUUCCUCAGACUCAAUUUCCUAUCAAGAGCGGAAGAAGCUGCCCUACACCAAUGCUGUGAUUCAUGAGAUCCAGCGUCUAAAAUACAUAUUAUUAUUUGGGGUUCCCAGACAAAGUAUAAAGGAUGUGAAGAUGGAAGGUUUCCAUAUUCCAAAGGGGACCAUUAUUGUGCCAGAUCUGCGCUCUGUCCUUUUGGAUCCUGAAGAAUGGGAGACACCUGAAAAAUUCAACCCAAAUCACUUUUUGGACAAAGAUGGGAAUUUUAAGGCUCAAGAAGCAUUUCUGCCAUUUGGAAAAGGGUCUCGUGUGUGUUUGGGAGAACAGUUGGCAAGAAUUGAGAUCUUCAUUAUGCUAACCAGCCUGUUGAAGACCUUCAGCUUCCAGCUGCCUGAAGGAGAGAAGGAGCUCAAUGACAAGCCUAUAGUAGCAAUGUCGAUGCAUCCACAUCCUUUUAAACUCUGUGCUGUGCCCCACCAAACAUCAUCAUAAACUCUGUAAAAUUACUAUACUUAUUAAACAUGUAAAUGUUUCUUUUCUUGCUUUUGACUAAGGUUGAUCUCUUGCUAUGAAUUAAAUUCAGUCCAGGAAGUCCUAAUACUUUGUCAUGCUAGGGGCUCCAUGUGUACAACAGUUAAGUUUCUUUAAUUUUCCUUUUGAUGAAGUUUUCUGCAGUAAGGAAAUAGCUUACCUUCAAUUUACUUGCCUGUAGUUAUUCCUGCA